Molecule: messenger RNA, 7442 nt
Organism: Anolis carolinensis (green anole)
Lineage: Eukaryota; Metazoa; Chordata; Lepidosauria; Squamata; Anolidae
Gene: naip
Product: NLR family apoptosis inhibitory protein
Exons: 15
Coding region: 787-5028 (1413 amino acids)
Biological process (GO): pyroptotic inflammatory response; detection of bacterium; defense response to bacterium
Cellular component (GO): IPAF inflammasome complex
Molecular function (GO): cysteine-type endopeptidase inhibitor activity involved in apoptotic process; ATP binding
Source: RefSeq, a predicted model, not a curated record
AGCACACAUUGUCCCUGUCUUCAAAAAGGCAAAAUAAAUAAAGAUCCAGGAAAGUAUAGGCAAGUUGUCCUGACCUCAACACCAGGAAAUAUAUUAGAACAGAUUAUACAGGAGUCUGCCUGUAAGUAUCUUGAUGACAAUGUAGUGGGCACCAUUGGUUUAUCUGAACAAAUCCUACAUUCUUUUUUUGAGUGGGUCAGUAGUUUAGUAGAUGGUGGUAAUGCCAUUGAUAUCAUUUAUCUGGAUUUCAGCAAAACAUUUGAUAAGGUUCCCUAUGAUAUUUUGAUAAUAUAAAUGCAACAUUCUACACAUAUGCCACGAAAACCCAAUGCACAGUUUUAUAGGAUGAGAUAUAAUAAUUUCCUCAGCAGUACUACAUGUGAAAAGUACCUUGGGUUUAUUGUUGAUUAUAGGCUGAAUAUGAGCCAGUACUGCAUUGCUGCAAAGAAGGUUUUUUAAAUAAUUAAAUCAUCUUAUUUUUAAAAUAGUGAACUUUUGUAGCAGCAAAUGAAAGUGAAACAGUUUCUAUUGUGGGAAUGUCCCAAUAAAGUAGUUUCACCACAAUUCCCGGUAGAUGCACCCACUGGCAGUUGUGUCACACUCAAGAAAAACCUUCUGUUUGCCCUUUGUACAUAAAAUCUCUUGAGUCAGACAUUUUAGAACAUUUCACUUCCUCCUUCCUGGAAAGGAAAGGCUUUCAGAUGUUUGUCAUUGCGAAGAAGUACUCUCUUUGUUUUUACUGAUUUCUGCAGCAUUUGGUCAUUGGGUCAACAAUCUGGAAAAAGAAUGGCUACUUCUACCCAGGAAAGUUCUGCAGAAGGUCCUAGCAGUAACUUCACUGAGCUGGACAUGUCUUAUCUAAAAGCUUCCUACCCUCAUGCUAACUUUGAUUUUGACAUGUUGGCAAAAGAAAUGGAAGAGGAAUACCAGCAAAUUCGCAAGGAACAUCAAAGAGGGUUUAACUCUUCAAUGAGAAGUGAAGUCCAAAGGCUGAAAACCUUCCUGUCGCAACCACCUGGCAACGCUCUAUCCACCUGGGCCCCCUUAGAGAUGGCUGCUGCGGGCUUCUAUCACACCGGCACUAAGACGGCAAUACAGUGUUUUUGCUGUGGGCUGGUUUUGCUUGCAAGAAGCAUCAAACGAUCUCCUUAUGUAGAACACAAGAAAUAUUGGUCUCAGUGCGCAUUUAUUUUAGGGAAGGAGGUUGGUAACAUCCCCAAGUAUGAAAUUAGAGUUCUGUAUCCAAGGAGGCGUUAUUCAGGAGUCACUUAUAAAGAUCUGGAGUCAAGGCUUCAGUCCUUUGCUGACUGGCCUUCCUAUGCCAGAGAAGCUCAGCCUGAUCUGCUAGCUAAAGCUGGAUUUUUCUUCACAGGUAUUAAAGACACCGUUCAGUGCUUUGCCUGCAGUGGAUGUUUGGGGAAUUGGGAAGAUGGUGAUGAUCCUUGGAAAGAACAUGCAAAAUGGUUCCCAGAAUGUGAGUUUCUUCAAAAGGAGAAGACAAGAGAUGAAAUUAAGGAGUAUAUUCAAAACUACUGUGGAUUUGUCGGCCUUACGGCAAAGCAUUUUACUCCAUGCACUGGGAAGAUAUUGGACUCUGAUCCAGGGGACUUGGAGCUUGCAAUAAACAUCUAUGAAGAUGAAGGCUGCAGGCUGGACUCUUUCCAAACCUGGCCUGCGGAAGCACGAGUAGAUGCUACUUCUUUGGCCAAAGCAGGAUUUUUCUACACAGGGAAGAUGGACAUUGUGCAGUGCUUCUCCUGUGCUGGAUGUCUAGCUGAGUGGAAGGAAGAUGAUGAUCCGUGGGAAGAACAUGCUAAAGCUUUUCCUCAUUGUAAUCACUCAGAUCCAGAGAGAAAGACAUCAUUGGAGAAGACACAUAAAGAAGCCGAGGCUGAAUCAUGGCAUGGAAAGCAAAUGGACCAUAAAGAUGAUUUGGCAGAUACAGAAGUGCUUAGUUCUGCCAUGACUAAUGUGGCUUUUGAGGAACAUAAAUUGCUUCAAGAACAGUUGAGAAGGGCAUACGAUGAUAUUCAUUUUAGGAAAAUGUUUCCAUUUGGGGAUUCUGCCCAUUUUGCUAUUGAUUUGAAGACUCUCUUUGGGGACCUAGCCAUUGUUUCCAAAAAUAUCAGCAACCUGCCACUGCAACAGCUCACACUGCCUGAGGUUCUUGAAAACUUUCAGUCCAUUACAGUUGUAGAAGGAGAGGCCGGCAGUGGAAAGACUGCAUUGCUUCGGAAAAUAGCAAUUCUUUGGGUCUCUGGAUGCUGUCCCAUACUCAGUAGAUACAAGCUUGUGUUUUAUCUGUCCUUGAAUUCUCAAAAUCGUGACCUGAGUCUAGUGGACAUUAUUUGCAAUGAGGUGGUGGGUCUUAGAGGAGUAUUAACCCAAGAGUUUCUGGAGACCUUGUGUAAGCAUUUAAAAAAUGAAAUCUUGUUCCUGUUAGAUGAUUACGAUGAAAUGAAUGCAGUUCCUUAUGACAUUGAAGACUUGAUUCAAAAGAAUUACUUGAACAAACACUGUUUAGUUAUUGCAGUUCGUACUAACAGGAUUGGGAAAAUCCGCCAAUAUGCAAAAACCAUUCUGGGCAUCACAGACUUCCCCGUGACAAGCACCUUCUAUCUGCUAAGGAAGCUAUUUUCACAUAACACUGCACUUGUCGAAGACUUCUUCAUCCAGCUGCGAGUAGAAGAAGCAAUGCAUUCCAUGUUCAAAACUCCUCUUUUUGUUGUGGCUCUUGGGACAUAUUGGACUCAAAAUCCUAAUGGCAGUAAAUUCCUGGAUUUGGUCAUUUUAAAAGCCUACAUGUUAUACACCUCACUGAAAUAUCCUCAGGCCUGUGAUCGUAUGAAAGCCACGGUAUCUGCCUGUGGUGAACUUGCCUUGCGAGGUCUCUUCACAUCCCUCUUUGAAUUCAGUGAAGAAGAUCUGUCUGAGGUUGGGGUGAGUGGAGAUGAUGCUCUUUGGUUUGGUCUACUGAGCAAAUUCACAGCCCAACGUCUUUGGCCAAUCUACAAAUUCUUCCAUCUUUCAUUCCAAGAAUAUUUUGCAGGUCUAAGGAUGAAUGAGCUCCUGAGUUCGGAUGUACAGGAAGAUGUGGACAGAGGGCUACAAUAUCUGCAGCAAAUAAACACCUUUGUGAAAAUCAGUGGCCGCUACCAGUAUAUUUUGAGGUACGCCUGUGUUGAAGCUUCCAAAGCGGUACCCCAAAUAGUUACCCACUUACUCAGUUUGCCCAGUUGCGAGAAAUCAUUUGAAAGCCAGAUAAAAAAUGAUCUUUAUCUACAGCAGACUCCAGAAUUGAAGUUGCGACAACAGGAGCUUCUCAGUGUCACCUUAACUUUAUUCCCGGAGGUUUAUCUUUCAACAUUCAGUGAUUUUGUACUGGAACUUGUUACUGAGUUAGCUUAUCAAAGCAACAUGACACCUGCUUGUGCUCCUAUCAUCUCACAGUUCCUUGCUGGAAAAGAGUUUUCUUUAGACCACUUUUCUUCUAAAGGUGGGUUCAUCCGUCGCUUCUUUCUGGACUAUCCAGAUACUUUGUUCUUACCCAGCAGAUUUGUGAUGAAAACCAUUGGCAAAGAAGAGAAUCUUGAUAUGUCUGUAGAAGAAACAGUUUAUUCCAAUCUUGGGGUUCCAGUUGUUGACCAGGAAUAUGCUUCUGGUUUUAGGCUCUUUAGUGACGUCUCCAAACAAAUAAAAGAAGAUGAAGAUAAUAUCAAUAAGUUUAGGACAUAUUUCCCCAGACGCUUUCCAAAUUCAAGAAUAGUUCCGUUUCUCUGUAAAAGAGGUCAAGAAAAGAUCCCACAUUUACAAUUUUCUGCCAAGUGCAUCAAUGCAUUUCAGACUCAUGAUCUGGAGAAUUUAGCUGUGCUUUUCUCAGUUUUCAGUCAUAUUGAUUUGAAGCUGCAGAACUGCAAAGGUCUGCUGGAAAACAUCAAACCAGCCAUUGAACAGAAUCUGGAGUACUUUAAAGUGUGCCGCAUACAUAAUACUGCCUUGAAUUUAGUAGAAGAGAACCUCCUCCUUUCAAUGUCUUCACUUGAAUCCCUAGAAAUUACGGGAAAGGCAUCAAUACCAGAAUCUCUGUUCUUAAAUUUGGACAAAUAUACAUUCUUAAAGGAAUUGUCAGUGGAUCUACCCAAUUGUCAAAAUUUGUUUGACAUAAUCCCAGAGGGAUUCAAAAAUCUUCAUGACAUGGAGAAAUUUAUCAUCUGCAACAUUCAGUUUGGAAGCAGUUCACCCAGACUAGCUGAAUUCAUACGGAAUUUCAAAAAACUAUCUGUUUUUCAUCUGAAGCAUUGUUCUUUUUCUGAUCUGGGGAGUCUUAUGGAUGCCAUGUCUUCUUGCAAGAUGUUGACAGAACUAGAGAUCAUUGAAUUGCCUUUCACAGAUGAAGACCAGUUCUCCCUUACUGCUGCUUUGCCAAAUUUUGCUGCACUAAAGAUACUGAAUCUCAACGGGCUGAAUUUCACCAGCAAGGAAAUUGGUAUAGCACUGGGAGAAGCUCUGGCUCCUCUUGAGAAUUUGGAGGAACUUUCUCUGCCUGUUGGAAACGGAAUGAGUCACGCAGCUAAACUAAUUAUUCAGCAAUGCUCCCAUUUUCCAAAUCUCCGAAAGCUGGAGUUUAAUCAGUAUUUGAGUGGUGAAGGCCUCUUGGAAAUAGCAAAAGUAGCAACUGAUGGAGGUUUCCAAAAGCUUGAAGUCUUGACGCUCUUGGUGAACCACAGCAUUACAGAAGAGUUUUGGAGAAGAUUCUUUGAAUCAUUGCCCCAGUUGCCAAAAUUACAUGAUGCAAACUUUGGUCGCAUUUUCACACAUCCAAUCAAAUGCCAGGCAGCAACGGUGAAGUCUUUUGUCCAGUGUGUCUCCAGGCAGCAAAACCUCAAGGUCAUUAAUAUGACCGGUUGGUUGUUUGAUGAGAAGGACCUCCAAAUGUUUGACAUCAUGAAGGAGCAACAUCCGCAGUCUAAAAAUUUAAGCUUGUUUUGGAAAUGGAUGUUACCUGUUUCACCAAUUAUAAAUAAGUAGAGAAAUAGAAGUGAGUCUCAUUGUGUAAAAACUGCUUAAUAUAUUUGUUGAGAACAGAUAAGGAUGAGUUAAUAUUAAAUGACGUGAGGAAUUGCCACAAUUCAUUGAUUUCACUGAGCAUAUAUAAAUUAAUUGCUCUUUGAUGUUCCCUCCUACACAUAACUUUUUACAUAUCUAAAAUUUUAAGGAAGACAUUUAAGAAAACAGUAGCAUGUUUUUCCAAGAAAUGUGGUUCUGCAUAUUUGGCAACGACAUCCAGAUGUGACAUCCAGGUGAAGCUAUCAUUCCUCUGCAUACUGUAACCUUUCCAGUGGCUGCCAUUUUAUCAGUUUUUAUUUUACAAAUCAGCAUUGAAAUUGAUCUUUUGGCCGCAUGUAUGUUUAAAUUAAAACAUUGGUCUAAUUAAAUGAAAGAACAUUUAAAAUAAAGUAUUAAGCAAAUGACUGGAGAAAAACACAAUCUGGCUGUUUUCACUGCCAUUUCCCACCCGCCCCCAAGAAAAGAUUUCCGAUAAAAAAAAUUUAUGGUUAUGAGUUGUAGUUGGAUAAUGACAGUUAAAAUGAAGUAUAAAUAAUUACUUUGUCAAAGACUUUUGCAAAAUGUCUGUUUAGGUAAAAUUGAUUUUUCACUUCUCCAUUAACAGUAAUAAUAUUGCAUAUAGUGUAGGCAUAACACAUUGAGACAUAUCUGUGAAGAAAUGCACUCAACAGCAUGGAAAGUCAAUUGAAAUUCUAGUUCUACUUUAAACAAAAAGCUAGUGCCAUCUUUCAGAAAGUAUCCUGAUUUGUAAAUAGGUUAGAUUUACAACGGUAUUGGAAUAUUUAAAUAAAUAUGUCUAUUGACUCCAAUGUUAAAUACCAUGUUUUACUUUAUACCGUGAAGUAGGACACCAAAUCCAGGUCCCAAAGCUGCUAUUCAUGCCCAAGGACAUGUAUCUGAACACAAACCUUGCUGUAGUUCAUGCAUUAGAAUAUUGAUAAAUCUUUCAUCAUGAAAAGGAAGAAGGAACACAGUUUCCUUUAUCCUCUAGGUAUAAAAAUGCAGCAGGCUGAACUGGAGCCACAAGCUAUGAGGAAGGAAACAACAAGAAGCACAGCACUUUGUAACACAAUUUGAAAAACAUUCUAUUCCUGUUUUGAAAGUGUUAUUUCCUGUUUAAUUGUGGAGUACUUACUUUAAAAGCAGUUGUUAUACUCAAUUUUUUUUGUUUUUGUGGCUGCCACAAACCAUGUUGAAUUGGUUGAGACUCUGAGAUACUCAUUGAAAAACUAUAGCAAUAUGUGCUGCAGGACGUCCCGCAAAAAUGACGUUUUUACAAUUUAAUAAACUUUUCCCAUGUUUUCAUGAUAGAACCAAUAAGGAAAUGACAUUUAUAACCCAGGAACAAAAAUCCCGUUAUACAGUGUAGUGUGAUCAAUGUUACAAAAAUUUAAAAUAGCUGUACAAUUGUAAGUGCAUAUAGCCAUGGUAUGAUAACUGAAAUUAAAUGUUUAUUCUUUCAAGGCAGGAGCAGGAAUGCAGCCUUUCAGAUAUUCUUGGACUGUUAACUCCCAGCAUUCCUUAGUACUGGCUAGGGCUACUGCAAACUGCAGUUCAAUAAUGUGCCAUUCUUGCCCCUGCUUUGAAAAACUCUCCCAUUUCAUGUUAUAGACAGCAAUAAUAUCAGACAGGAUUUUGAGUUAGCUGGAAAAAAGUCAGGAGCUCUAGGUUAUCAGGGAAGUGUGCCGUAUAAGCACCUUGCUCUUUUCAGAACUACUAUUUUCAGCUCACUUGCACACGUCCACCUUUCUCUGCUUUCCUUGGUCCACAAUGUGAGAAAAAUAACUCUUACUAACAUUCUAAUAGUAUCUGGGAUCAUGAGAGACAGAAUUUUAAGAUGACAGAAGCUUUAUUACAUCAGUGCGGUUUAUCCACAUGUUGAAUCAAUAUUCAACAUUUGAUUAAGGCUCUACUCUAGUUUAGGCUAAUCAGUAGGAUUCAAACUUAAUUUUACUGCUCCUCUCAAUAAAACUGAUAAAAGGACCUCUGGGCCUCUAGUGGAAAUUCUGGAUCUAGGUAUAUGCAAAUGGCCACAAGUAGAACUAAGAGAGCCAUCUGAUGUCUCUCGGAAUAUCAUCCUCAUAGCGUGUAAAAUAAGUGGCUUUUUUGUUUAACCCUAAGAUAACAUUGUGCCAGUACUUUUGUCACUGCUAUGUUGCUUAAGUUAGUAUAAUUUGCCUAUAAUUCAGUAGUAGAGCAGGAUAGGAUGGGGAUGUAAGGGGUAAGUAGCCAAAUAUGAUUGACAUUUCUCCCGAACAGCUUGUCACUUUUUUCUCUCUCAAACAAUUUUAAACUUUCAUUUUAUGUCCAAUUUUUGUUCAGUGUAUUUUAAUAUGUAUUUUAUGGAAAUAUGAUUAAACGUGUGUAUUCUACAG